AAACAGUUUUGAAGGAGGCGCGCAUGUUUACAUAUGCUGCAAAGUGCUGCAAUAUUAAAUGAUAACAAUUUGUGGAACAGUCUUUUUAAACAAUAUUUAAACCAUGGCCAAUUUGAAACCACUGAAAAGUUUGAAUUUGGACACCACUCAGCAGAAAAACUUUAUCAAAUAUUUCAAGUCGCUCCCAGAUAAACCAGCUACAACGGUGCGCUUCUUCGAUCGAUCCGAUUACUACAGUGUGCAUGGUUCAGAUGCCGAAUUUGUGGCAAAAUGUGUUUUCAAAUCUACCAACGUAGUGAAGAUUAUGGCCCCUAGUGGUUCUGAGGAUGAAGUGCCGUACGUUGUACUCAGUAAGAAUAAUUUUGAAAGCUUUGUACGCGAUCUGCUGCUGGUUCGCAAUUAUCGAGUCGAGGUGUUCACGAACAAAAAUGCCUCAAAGACAUCCAACGAAUGGGUUUUGGAGUUCAAAGGAUCGCCGGGAAAUUUGUCUCAAUUCGAGGAUCUUUUAUUCGCCAACAACGACAUGGUUACCGGAUCGGCUUUAACAGCUUUGCACAUCAAACAACAAGGAAAACAAAAAGUCAUCGGAAUCGCUUGCAUCGAAACAAAUGAAAGGCUAUUUUCAGUGUCGGAGUUUGUAGACGACUGCUUUUUCUCGGAGCUGGAGGCACUUAUUGUUAUUUUAGGUCCUAAAGAGUGCAUCAUUCCUGCGGGCGAUGCUGAGUACGAUCGUGUGAAAAUCCUUCUGGAGAGAAACAAUGUGAUUGUCACGAUGAAAAAGAAGCAAGAAUUUUUACUUGAAAAAAAUGAUGUUGUACAAGAUCUGAAUAAGUUAAUACGGUUUACUAAAGGACAGCAAGAAAGCGCUAACACUCUUUCUGAAACCUCAAAAACAGUAGCUCUGGCUGCGCUUGGUGUAGCAAUACGAUACUUAGAAUUGGUUAACGAAUCGUCAAAUCAUGGACAGUAUGAUCUAAAGUUACUAAACUUGAACAGAUUCGUUCACUUGGAUGCUGCAGCAGUGUCUGCUUUAAAUCUCUUCCCUAAACCCGGCACGAAUAUGUCAUCGGCUGCAUUCAAAUGGCAAAGUAUUCUCGGAGUGCUGGAUCGUUGUCGAACACCUCAAGGCCACAGGCUUAUGGCUCAAUGGAUUAAGCAACCUUUGCGUGAUUACGAGGUGAUCAAAGAUCGUCACGAUAUUGUUGAAUGUUUUUUGAAUAAUGCUACCUGUCGCACUGAGCUUCACGAAGUUCAUAUGAAGCGAUUGCCUGAUAUUUUAAUUUUGAUUAAAAAACUUCUUCGCAAAAAAGCUUCUCUCCAGGACAUUUUUCGGCUGUAUCAAGUUAUUCUUCGUAUACCUAAGAUCUUAAGGUUGCUCGAAGAGCAAGACAGUACAACCGUUAUAAGCACACUAUACAACCCGAUGAAGGAAACCGUAGGAGAUCUUAAAAUGUUUAAAUCGAUGGUUGAACAAAUUCUUGAUCUAGAGGCUGUUGAAAAGGGAGAAUAUUUAGUGAAGUACACUUUCGACGAUCAAUUGAAAGAAUACAAAGAACAAAUGGAUGAAAUUGAAGGAAAAAUGAAGCGUCUUCUAUCAAAAGUAGCUGAUGAUCUAGGAAUUGAAGCUGGAAGUACGAUCAAGUUAGACUAUGUGGGGCAUCAUGGAUAUCAUUUUCGUAUGUCGUUGAAGGACGAACCGUUGAUUCGUAAAAGCUCGAAAUUCCAAAUCUUAGAUGCCAUUAAAGGAGGAGUUAGAUUCACCAACGAAAAAUUAGCUGAUUACAAUGCUGAUAUCACCAAUUCCCGAGAAUGUUACGAAGAACAACAAAAAACUGUCGUGGAUGAAGUUAUUAGAAUUGCUGUUGGAUACGUCGAGCCGUGGACUAUGUUGAACAAUCAAAUCGCUCAACUUGAUUGUUUCUUGAGCUUUGCCGUAGCUGCAGCCAGCGCUCCAGAGCCAUAUAUCCGUCCAAACAUGCACCCGGAAGGUGCAGGUCAGCUAAACCUGAAACAACUGCGCCAUCCAUGCUUGGAGUUACAAGAAGACGUUAAUUUCAUUGCCAAUGAUGCUGUUUUUACCAAAGAUGAAACUACGAUGUAUAUUAUCACAGGUCCUAAUAUGGGUGGAAAAAGUACAUUCAUAAGAUCCGUUGGUGUCGCUGUGUUAAUGGCACAUGUUGGAUCUUUCGUGCCCUGUUCCCAAGCCGAUAUAUCCAUAGUAGAUUGUAUUCUUGGAAGAGUUGGAGCUGAUGACAAUCUAAGUAAAGGAUUGAGUACUUUCAUGGUGGAAAUGGUUGAAACGGCCGGUAUUAUCCGAAUGGCUACAGAAAAAUCCCUCGUUAUUAUUGAUGAGCUGGGCCGUGGAACAUCAACUUACGAAGGCUGUGGUAUUGCGUGGUCAAUUGCUGAAUAUCUAGCUAAAGAAACUAAAUGCUUCACGCUAUUCGCAACUCAUUUUCACGAAAUCACCGAUAUGACUGAAACUAUCAAAACUGUUAAAAGUUGUCACAUGGCAGCAAUCGCCGAUAACAGCAGUUUUACUCUUCUGUAUCAAGUUAAGCCAGGAGUAAUGGAGAAGAGUUUUGGGAUACAGGUAGCUAAGCUUGCCAAUUUUUCACCUGACGUUGUGGAGCUGGCUAAAAAACUCUAUGAUGAAUGUGAGGAUCAUUUCACACAGCUUAAAGUUGCUGAAGAUCAGGAAGGAAUCGACGCAUUUUUGGCAUCACUUGAAAAAAUAGCAGCUGUUGAUCCCAAUGAUGAUAAUUCGAUUGGCACCAUGCUGCAAGACGUCCGAAAAUGCGUUAAAAACACAAACAGUGAUUAUUUUCGUAAAACAUUCCCCGAAUUGUAUGCUUAAAUUUCUUUAAAUACCUGAGCCAACAAAAACACGCAAGUUAAAUAAAUAGAUGUAAGUGUUUUUUUUUUUCAUUA
Messenger RNA from Uranotaenia lowii, 2931 nucleotides. It is a transcript of the gene spel1, whose product is annotated as DNA mismatch repair protein spellchecker 1. Gene Ontology annotation, cellular component: MutSalpha complex; nucleus. The transcript has 7 exons. The record is from RefSeq and is a predicted model, not a curated record. Gene Ontology annotation, biological process: mitotic recombination; mismatch repair. Bases 104 to 2857 code for a protein of 917 amino acids. NCBI's taxonomy places the organism in Eukaryota, Metazoa, Arthropoda, Insecta, Diptera, Culicidae. Gene Ontology annotation, molecular function: ATP-dependent DNA damage sensor activity; mismatched DNA binding; ATP binding.